Eucalyptus grandis is the source of this 1520-nucleotide messenger RNA. Its product is annotated as cytochrome P450 71AP13. Lineage: Eukaryota; Viridiplantae; Streptophyta; Magnoliopsida; Myrtales; Myrtaceae. The coding region runs from base 1 to 1506 and encodes 501 amino acids. Gene Ontology annotation, molecular function: heme binding; iron ion binding; monooxygenase activity. The record is from RefSeq and is a predicted model, not a curated record. The transcript has 2 exons.
AUGGCUGUGAUUGCAGUUCUCUCAAAGAAAAAAUUUAGGAAAAGGAAGUGCAACCUCCCACCAAGUCCUCCCAAGUUACCGAUCCUCGGCAAUCUCCAUCAGCUAAGCAAAUUGCCACACAUAUCCCUCCACCACCUUGCGAGAACUUACGGCCCGAUCAUCUUCUUACAGCUUGGUGAAAUCCCAACCAUAGUUGUUUCCUCAGCUAAAAUGGCGAAGGAGGUAAUGAAAACCCACGACCUCGCACUUUCGAGCCGUCCUCAGAUUUUCUCUGCCAAACGCUUGUUCUAUGACUGCACUGACAUGGUCUUCUCCCCCUAUGGUGCUUAUUGGAGGCAUAUAAGAAAAAUCUGCAUACUUGAACUGCUUAGUGCAAAACGGGUUCAGUCAUACAGUCAUGUCAGGGUAGAAGAAGUUGCUCGGUUAGUUGACCGGAUUACAGAGUCUUAUCCAGGCACCACAAAUCUAACAAAGCUGCUUGGUUUAUAUGCAAAUGAUGUUCUCUGUGGGGUAGCUUUAGGGAGGAAUUUUUCGGGAGGAGGGGACUACGACAGGUAUGGGUUUCAGAAGAUGCUGGAGGAGUAUCAGGAGUUGCUUGGAGGAUUCAGUAUAGGAGAUUUCUUUCCUUCAAUGGAAUUCAUCCAUAGCCUGACUGGGAUGAAAUCAAUGGAAUUCAUCCAUAGCCUGACUGGGAUGAAAUCCAGACUUGAGCACACGUUUCGGCGCUUUGAUGAUCUUUUCAAUGAGAUACUAAGAGAGCAUCAGGAAGAAAAUAAAGCUACGGAGCUGCACAAGUAUCUUGUGGAUGUUUUACUUGAUAUACAGAAGAACCGUUGUGGUGAAAUGCCUCUCACCAGGGGCAAUGUUCAAGCCAUCAUCCUUGAAGAAACCUCUCAUACGGCAGGAACUGAUACAACAUUCAUAACACUUGAUUGGGGAAUGACAGAACUUGUCAUCAAUCAAAAAGCCAUGGAAAGAGCACAAGCCGAAGUACAAAGCGUCCUUGGAGAGAGAAAAUUCGUGCAAGAAACUGACCUACCUCAUCUGCCAUACUUGAAGGCUGUCAUUAAGGAGAUAUUCCGGUUGCACCCUCCUGCUCCAGUGUUAGUCCCCAGAGAAUCUAUGGAGGACAUAACCAUUGAUGGGUACUCCAUCCCAGCAAAAACCCGUUUCUUCGUCAAUGCUUGGUCAAUUGGGCGGGACCCAGAAUCCUGGGUCGAUCCACAAUCGUUUCGACCGGAAAGAUUCCUUAAUGAAAAUAGCAACAUUAACUUCAAAGGACAGGAUUUUGAGCUGAUACCCUUCGGUGCUGGUAGGAGGAGCUGCCCGGCUAUUGCAUUUGGAAAUGCCAGUGUUGAGUUUGCUUUAGCUCAACUUCUUCACAGUUUCGAUUGGGAGCUUCCUCAUGGGACCCAGCCUAAGGAUUUGGAUAUGACCGAAGUUUUUGGCAUCACAAUGCACAGAAUUGCCAACCUCACGGUUGUAGCCAAACCCCACUUCUCCUAGACGACAGCAGAGAC